AAACACUCUUUUGUUUGUGGCUUCAAAUCAAAUGGACCCCACCCUUACCUUACAUCCUGUCUGAAACAACCAAACCUACAAUGUUAUGUUCUGUGUGUUUGGCUCUGUCAAAGUUCUCCUUUGUGCCACACUAUGCAGACACUACCAAACUCACCACCUCUCCUGCGUCGUCCCGGCGGGGACGAUGACGUGGACAUAGACUUCAGGGACGUGUUCGGUGGUCCGCCUAAAAGACGGUCCAAAGUUGUUGAAACCACCGGUAGACAUAGCUUCAGUGAAAUCAGGCGGCGUGACGUCAUCGUCGACAACAGCGCGCUGAUUCUCCGAGACGAGAAGCCUGUGUUCGGGGAAGACCCGUCAUCCAUCCGUCGUCGUUUCACUGCUGAUGAUUUCUUUGACGAUAUCUUCAGAGUGAAUGAAUCUUCAUCAUCAUCUUCGCCGCAGAGGAAGAUAAAGAACGAGCAAGAAACGUUCGGAUCAUCACUUCCGGGUUCUCGGAUCCUUAGCCCGGCUCGUCCUAUCCCUCACAAAGUCGAGUCUCCUCCUGGGACUUCGUUUCCUGCACAGUUCAGUCUUCCUGCAAAGCUAAUCAAAGGGACAGAGAUGCCUACGUUUGGUUCAGCUGCUCGGAGUUUAAGCAGGAACAAGGAAGCUGCUUCAAGUUCUCCUUUGUCAAGAACUUCAAGCAAAGCUGAUGAUAUGGUGGGGUCUACUGCUUCAGAUGGUUAUGUUGCUCCAAAGGUUGUUAAUGGGAAAGUGAGGCAGUUUCACUUCUCUAUCUACAAGUGGCCUAAUAAAGGAGUUCCUGUUGCCAUGUGGGGCAGUUCUAGGUUGAGCUCUAUGGCUAAAGCUGAAGAGACGACACCUAGUGAUUUGCGUCCUACUUCAGUUGAAGCAGAAGGAAAAAGCUCACACAAUCGUCCUGGUGUUCAGAAAGAAGAGGAGAUGUCUGAACAAGCCUUCUCUAGCAAUGUGUCUAAAGCUCCUGAUGAGGCUAUGGUGAAACCUCUACAUUCGUUUUUAGAUGAUAAGGACGAGAGACAAGGUGAGGAUAUAGUGUUAGAGAGGGAAGAGAAAAAAGUUAAAAGCAAAGCGAAGAGUAUGAGAAGCUCUGCAGGAGAUUCAAGAAGCAAAAAGAAAGCACAAGGUAGUAGAAGUCCUUUGGAUAGCCCGAUGCCUGAUAAAUCCAACUUGGCAAGUACAUCUUCAGUACCAGAAGUUAGCAAAGAUGGAGCCAAAGGGAAAGUGAUGGACUUUGUUAAGAUUUUUAGUCAAGGAACUUCAGCUGGAGCAGGUGGGGAACCUCUUGGGCAAAGCUCUAGAUGGAGAGCUAAAGAAAAUCCUGUGACUGAUAUCAAUAAAGACGGUGCUAAGGCCAAAGAAACUGUAAAGGCUCCUGAUCAACAAAAGAAAUCAACUCCAGUUACACCCGCCAUGGACCAGGAUCAGAAACCUUCACAGGCAACUCAUAAAAAGGUCGCAGAUAGUAGUAAGCCUAGUGGUGUUACUGAACAAGAGAAGAGACAGGAACCUAGCACAGCACAUGUUACCUCAGAGGAUAUAGACGAGCCCUUCCAUGUAAAUUUCCUGGUGGAGGAUAUAACACAAGAUGAGAACGAAAUGGAAGAAACCAGAAAUGAUGCUGUAGAAUUCCAGAACAUCGAUGCUAAAAUCCGCAAGUGGUCAAGCGGAAAGAGUGGAAACAUCCGGUCUCUCCUGUCCACACUGCAAUAUAUUCUAUGGCCCGGGUGUGGAUGGAAGGCGGUUCCUCUCAUGGACAUGAUCGAAGGAAACGCAGUUCGAAAAUCGUACCAGAGAGCUUUACUAAUCCUUCAUCCAGAUAAGUUACAACAAAAGGGUGCAUCCGCAAACCAGAAAUACAUGGCUGAGAAAGUUUUCGAGUUGUUACAGGAAGCAUGGGACCAUUUCAACACUCUCGGACCGGUUUAAAGACAAAUGUUUUAGUCUUUUAGUUAUUACACAAAGGCUAUAUGCGUUAUUAAAAAGUGUACAGUUGUGGUUCUGAAUACAAAAAAUGUUGCAGAAAUUAAAUU
Molecule: messenger RNA, 2054 nt
Organism: Brassica oleracea var. oleracea
Lineage: Eukaryota; Viridiplantae; Streptophyta; Magnoliopsida; Brassicales; Brassicaceae
Product: J domain-containing protein required for chloroplast accumulation response 1
Exons: 9
Coding region: 133-1950 (605 amino acids)
Biological process (GO): clathrin-dependent endocytosis; clathrin coat disassembly
Cellular component (GO): intracellular membrane-bounded organelle; vesicle; cytoplasm
Molecular function (GO): clathrin binding
Source: RefSeq, a predicted model, not a curated record